AUGGUGAAAAGAAAGUUGGCUGGAAGAGGAGAUAAAUUAAACGCAAAUACGGGAUUAGAAGAGCAACUCGAAAAAGAUAAUGUUGCAAAAGAGAGAUCUGAAUUGCGAGAAAAGCAAACGAGAAAACGAAACUCUUCACAAACUGACGAAGUGAGUCAAAUUUAGUUGAAAAAAAUCUGGAUUCUUUAAUUUUAGUUCAUUCCUGAUUCGAUUUCAACAAAAAUUUUGAAAGAGGCUCGGAAACAAUUGCAAGAAGAAGCUUUGGAAGAAACUGGAGACGAUGAACAUCAACAAUUUCAAAAAAGGUAUCAGAAAUGAAAAUUUCAAUUUCAAAUGAAAAAAAAUGCGAAAUGAAAGAGUCACGUGGAAACGGGAAUUUCUGGAAAAUUAAAUUUUCUCAUUUCUGGAAAAAAAUCAUUUGAAAGCCAAAUUUGUAGAUUUUCUGAAGCUAAAAAUUUACCAGAAAUUUACAUUUUCCGAUAAAAAGACAAAAAAAACAAAGAAAUUAUUGAAUUCUGUUUUUAAAUUUCAUCAAAUUCAGACAACGUCAUUUCUCACUUGGCGCAACAUCAACAAAAAGUGACGACGAUGAUGAAGAAGACGAUUUGGAAGAGAAUGCAAAUGGAUACGAAGACGAAAUUGUCAAUAUCGAUCCAGAAGAUGAGGCAGAUUUGGCGCGAUUUUUGAAAAAAGAUGCGGCUCAAAUGAGCACUUUGUAUGAUAUUAUUCAAGCCAAAAUUGAAUCGAAACAAGCCGAUGCGGAAAUUGCGUUGAGUUGUGUUGAUCCAAAUGAAUUCAAUGUGAGUUCAAAUGUUCAUAUUUGAUGAAACUAUUUUUCAAAUUAUUUAGAUGCGUGAUAUGGAUCCAGAAGUUGUUGAAAUGUACGAGCAAAUUGGUGUAUAUAUGUCAAAAUAUCGAAGUGGAAAAGUUCCAAAGGCUUUCAAAAUUAUUCCAAAAAUGAUUAAUUGGGAACAAAUUUUGUUGUAAGUUUAGCAUACGUCGCAUGCCAGGGGUAAUCGACCCGUGGAGGGGUUAUCCCUGACACCAAAUUUUGGAGGGGGUUGUCACUUGAGAUAAAAAAUGUUAUGAAAUUUUCUCAGUUUUGAUGAUAAUUUUCUCUAUAUAUUCUGCCAUAGGGAUACCAAUUCAAGCCUCAAAAAAGUUCCCACAUAAAUAUCUGAUUGAAUUAGCGGUAGCAUGCUUUUAUUAGACCCUUAUCAACUAUGCUCCACAAUAAAAUCCAAAGAAUUAAGCCUGGUAUCAAGAUGGGACCACUAUGUCAUUUUUUACCCUGUGUUAUCAAAGAACACAGGGAUAAAAAGUCACUAGGGGUAUCUAAUGAAUACCAAUGAAUAUUAGACUUGAGUUAGGGGUAGCAUGCCUUUAUUAGACCCUUAUCAACUAUGCUCCACGAUAAAAUCCAAAGAAAUGAGCCUAGUAUCAAGAUGGGACCAUUAUGUCAUUUUUUACCCUGUGUUAUCAAAGAACACAGGGGUAAAAAGUCACUAGGGGUAUCUAAUGAAUACCAAUGAAUAUUAGACUUGAGUUAGGGGUAGCAUGCCUUUAUUAGACCCUUAUCAACUAUGCUCCACGAUAAAAUCCAAAGAAAUGAGCCUAGUAUCAAGAUGGGACCACUAUGUCAUUUUUUACCCUGUGUUAUCAAAGAACACAGGGGUAAAAAGUCACUAGGGGUAUCUAAUGAAUACCAAUGAAUAUUAGACUUGAGUUAGGGGUAGCAUGCCUUUAUUAGACCCUUAUCAACUAUGCUCCACGAUAAAAUCCAAAGAAUUAAGCCUAGUAUCAAGAUGGGACCAUUAUGCCAUUUUUCACAUAUCAACUGACAGUUAGUAACUGUAAUAUUUGCAAAAAUUAUGAUUAAGCGACAAUGUAGAGUUAUUCAAAAUUAAUAUGGAUCAAUGUGGUUGCACAAUUUAAUUUAUUUAGUGUCUCGUUUAACUAGCUAGAUUUGAUAUGAUCUUUUUAAAAAUAAUCUCUUGGAUGAACAAAAUUUCAUAUUUCUCAAAAUUAAAAAUUCUCGAUUUCAAAUCUGUAAGGUUUUUUACUUUAUCGAAUCCGCGAUCUAUAUUCUAAUAUCAUUAAAAGUCAGCGAUCUACAGAAUAGUAAUGUAAUCUACAAUUACGAUCAUAUUUUUUUCUCAGAGUUUGUGGUUUGAUUUAGGGUCAAACUAAUGUUUUUGAAAUUGAUACAUUUUCCCUUCUUGGAAAUAGUUGAUAAGAACCUAAUUAAGGUAAAUCACCCCUAACUCAAGUCUAAUAUUCAUUGGUAUUCAUUAGAUACCCCUAGUGACUUUUUACCCCUGUGUUCUUUGAUAACACAGGGUAAAAAAUGGCAUAAUGGUCCCAUCUUGAUACCAGGCUUAAUUCUUUGGAUUUUAUCGUGGAGCAUAGUUGAUAAGGGUCUAAUAAAGGCCUGCUACCCCUAACUCAAGUUCAAAAUUCACUAUUUCCCUCAUUGAUGCAAAUUCUGAGCUUAAGCUCAAUAAUAUUGUAAUUUUCAGAUUUCUAUAGCUGGAAAUGAAGAAAAAAUGAAAAAAAGGGGGGGGGGUUAUCCCUUUCGUCGAAAAUUUUCAAAAAUAGGGGUAUGCACUGGCGGAUUUGAAACAGGGGUAUGCGACGUAUGAAGUUUAGAGAAUUUUGAAGGACUGACAUUUUUAAAAGUUUAAAUCUGGAUUUGUACCAAAAACUGUUUGGACAAAAGUAAUUUUUCAAGCCAAAUCUUUCCAUAAUAUUGAAAAACCCCAAAAUUAAUUUUUAGCCUAACAAAACCGGAAUCAUGGACAGCUGCUGCAAUGUAUCAAGCAACUCGAUUAUUUGCAUCAAAUAUGAAUCCAAGAAUGUGCCAAAGAUUUUAUAGUCUAGUUCUUCUUCCACGUCUCCGGGAUGACAUUGACGAAUUCAAGAAAUUGAAUUAUCAUUUGUAUCAAGCACUUUGUAAAGCAAUUUACAAACCGGCCGCGUUUUUCAAAGGAUUGAUUCUUCCAUUGGUUGAAAGUGGAACUUGUACAUUGAGAGAAGCUGUCAUUUUUUCGUCGGUUCUUACAAAAGUUCCGGUUCCGAUGUUUCAUGCGGCUGCUGCUAUGUUGAAAGUGAGAUUUUUGGAGUUAUUUUUCAAUUUUAAGAAAAAAUUAACAUAAUCAAACAUUUUUUAUAGAUCGCUGAAAUGGAAUAUACUGGAGCGAAUUCAGUAUUCUUGCGAGCUCUCAUCGACAAAAAAUACGCUUUACCAUAUCGUGCAAUCGACGCAGUUGUUAAUCAUUUUAUUCGUCUGAAAACCGAUGAACGUGAUAUGCCAGUUUUAUGGCAUCAAUGCUUGUUGUCACUUUGUCAGAGAUAUAAGAAUGAUUUGAAUGCUGAACAGAAAUCUGCUAUUCAUGAUUUGAUUCGAGUGAGUUUUUGCUGUUUGGUUUCCUGUAAUUUUUGAAACCUCAAAUCAUUUUAGUUCUUGAAAAUUUCAUUUUAUAACAAAGAAAUCUGUUUUUAAACUCAAAAAAUGAGUAGAAAACUUGUGGGAUCUUUAGAUUAAUAAGAAUUCAAAAUUGGAAGUUGGUCUUCUAGAUUUUUUGACACAAUGUAAUUAGAGAAAAGUUUCUUAUUGUAAUGUCUGACUUGAAAAUUCUAACAAAAAUUUUUCUGAAAUCCAAAAUUCAUCUCAUUAUUUUCCAGUUCCAUGGACAUUACUUGAUUUCACCUGAAGUACGCCGUGAACUCGAAUCAAAAGAAACUGAAGAUGGACACAUUAUUACAACAGUCGAAGUUUCAACCCGCAAAAAAGACAGCAUGGAGUUCUAA
Messenger RNA from Caenorhabditis angaria, 3810 nucleotides. The record is from the annotation of a GenBank genome assembly. Lineage: Eukaryota; Metazoa; Nematoda; Chromadorea; Rhabditida; Rhabditidae.